Molecule: messenger RNA, 3442 nt
Organism: Brassicogethes aeneus
Lineage: Eukaryota; Metazoa; Arthropoda; Insecta; Coleoptera; Nitidulidae
Source: the annotation of a GenBank genome assembly
CUCGCUUGUGCAAAGGCACAAGAUGGAAUUCUGAUACAUUUCUAAAAGAGAUCAGUCGAAGAGAGUACAUCUCAUUACCGGUGGAAGGUGACGGCUGCUGGUGCAGAGAGUCCAGUGUCUUCUGUGCAUGCUUCGAGAUCGGUAGUAGUUAGUGAUAGUUCUUUCCUAGUGCUUGUUGUACUUACGCUAAGAGACAUGUCUGUUGGAUCGUUGCAGAUGGUGUUGCUUUUAAUACCUACAUUUAUUCCGUCACAAGCUGUAAAACCUCCUGGAUAUAUUAAACCCCCGGAAGUUCCUGAUGAGAAUCCUCCCAAAUACGAAUAUGGCUAUAACAUUGACAAUAACGGAGGUGAAGCCCAAGGAAAAUUAGAACAAAGAGACGGAAUUUUCGCUAAGGGAGGAUAUUACGUCGAGGGUUUCGACUCCAAACAAAAUGUUCAAUAUGUGGCAGAUGAUUGGGGCUAUCAUCCCUAUGUAGAAUACAGUAACCAAGGACCACACAGCAAAGCCCGUGCUCAAUUUGUUCUUGGCACCGAAGCAGUUAAAGCUUUUAGAAAUAAAGAAAAUACCAAGGAUCAAUUAACCCAAAACAUCUACAGGCAUCAAAAGUCAUUCCCCAUUCAACAACAGCAACCGGUUUUAUUGCAGCAAGAAAUUUUACCACUUCCACAACAACUUACAUACGAGCCUCUACCCCAACCCCAACCUUUAAUUCAACCCGUUCAGCAACAAGUCCUAAUCCAACCGACCCAAGAACAACAGCAUAUGUUUAUUCAAAAGCAACAACCUCAAAUCAACGUACAAAUAGAAAAUCAAGAACAACAAGGACAUUCCGAACAACUUCAAGUUCUUAUCAAUGAGGCUGAACAACAGCAACUUGCUUUCGAGGAUGAACAGAGGGAACGUGAGACAAGGUUUGGAGAUAAGAUAAACAUUAAAAGUACAUUAAUUGAACACACUAAAAAUCUCGUGUCCGGUGCAGAUGUGUUAAACAUCAACGAAGCUAUCUCAGAGAAAGAUGAAUCUACAGUUGUAACAAGCACCGCCAAAUCCAUAGUUUCAGAGUACGCUCCAACCGAAGCUACCUUGUCAACCCUAUUAACUAGAGUUGAAAUAAAUCAUGAUGGACAAUCCAAUACUCCAGCUCCAGUGACAGAAUCCAGUUUGGAUAAGGAACCAAUUGUAGUAGCUGAAUAUGAAGAUAAUAGUAUUAAAUCAUCCACUGUUAGCAGCGAUUCUACUACAGCGAGUUCAACCCAGACCGAAGAAUCUGGUAUUUGGGUAACGCCAAGACCAGUAUCGGUAAACUUUUUGGCUCCAAUUACGGCAGGAAUUAGAUUAGAAAAUGUUGAACAAGCUACUAAAACCGUAUUAAAUCCAAGUAGGCAAUAUGUCGUGGAGGUACAGAAGAGCUUACCAUACUAUUUGGGAAAAUAUGAAUUUGAACAAAAACCAUCUUAUCACACUGAGCAAAGAACCAUAAGUCAUAAUGCAAGCUAUGAACAAGCUGCACAAGAAAAUAUUGAGUUGGGAAAAACUUUGCUGUAUUUCCCGGUAGAAUCUUUACCAAGAGCGCAAGCCUUAGUCCAAAAAUUGCCGCAAGUCGAAGUUCAACAAUUGCCGCAAGUCCAAGUACAGCAAUCCUUUGCUGAACAAUUUAAACAGGCUGAAGAGAGCUUUUCAGAAGAAAUUAAAAGCAAUUUUCUUAAUAAAGUUGAACAAACCGAAAGCGAAUCUCAACAAGUUUCCAUACACAACCAGAUCGUGCAUGAACAACACAAAGCUGAAGUAGAACAGCAAAACAUAGAACAACAUAAAAAGGAAGAAACACAAAAAUAUUACGAGGAAGAUCAACAAAAUCAACAAAAAUAUCAGAUUGUUCAACAAGAGGAAUUGCAAGCUUACCACCCAGUACCUAAUGUGCAAUUUUUCCAACUUCCAUAUACUAUUAGGAACCCAGAUCCAUUAAUUAAAUUUGAAAAUCAACCCUAUCCCGUUCAUGUUCCUGUACAAAUACCCAUCCAGCAACAGUCCUACCUAGUGGAGAAUAAUGUUCCAGUCCCUGCUCCAGUUGAGAAAAUUGUUGAAAAGCCAAUAGUGGUUACAAAGUACAUAGACAGACCUUACCCAGUUCAGGUUCCUGUGGAAAAAAUUGUUGAAAAACCAGUUCAUAUAACCAAAUAUGUAGAAAAACCUAUACACAUACCACAACCAUAUGCUGUUGAGAAAAUCGUCGAAAAGCCUGUAGAAGUAACAAAGUACAUAGACAGGCCAUAUCCUGUACCAUACCCUGUUGAAAAAUUAGUUAGAGUUCAAGUACCAGUCGAAAAAAUAGUUGAGAAAAAGGUUCCUGUGCCACAUUACGUUGAGAAAAUCGUGGAAAAACCAGUUACCAAAUAUGUGGACCGUCCAUACCCUGUACCAACGCAAUACACGCAUCAACAAAAUGUUAAUGCUGAUAUUUCGAAAUACCAUCAAAACCAAGGUGCCAUAUCACAAGUACAUUUUAUUCAAGGAGGACAUUUUGGACAGAAUACAAAUGGCCAACAUAUAGUUUAUCAGGCAAGAAUUCCACAACAACAAUAUCACCAACAAAUACAACAGCAGCUGCAGAAACAGCAACAUCAACAGCAACAUCAACAUGAUCAACAUUACAAUCAACAAUACAAUCAACAAAAUAAUCAGCAGCAACAAGCUACAAAGUUCACUAAAGUACAACUACAAAAUGUACAAAACAACGGAUUUGGACAUAUAGAACAACACACGCAACAAUCCAUACAACAACCACAAAGUAUAAUCUACCCCAAUACUUAUUUAUAUGCACCAACUCAUGUAAAACAAUAUAUUCCUGACAAACAUGAUUUAAAAAUCGUUAAAGGAUAUGUUCCUCAAAACUUAGUCAAUAACGGAUACUUGCCUCCAAAAGAAAAUUGCGAUCAUCAAGUUCAAUCGUCAGGUUUAAAAACACAAUAUUACACAAUUAAGCCUGAAGAGUAUAUAGGAUUAAUUCCACCAAGACAUCAACAUCAAAGAAAUGUUAGGUUUCCAAAGAAACUUCGAACACCAAGAUCAAAUUUCGAUAGCAACUUGAGGUUAGAGUAUGGAUUUAUGCCACCAUUAAUACCCUCUUUAGAGAUUGAUGAAAAUGGAAAACCAAUUGAAAAACAGGAGAACUGAGUUUAUUAAACAGUGAUAGAUUAUUGAAUGCCAUGUAGUUAUUAGUAAAAUUUCGUACAAGGAUAAAAUGCUUCAGACUUACAACUUUGGUUACCGGUUACAUCUUAGCUCAGGGUUUUCGUAUUUUUGUUAAUAUUGUGGGUGUCUUUACCCGUACAAAAGCAUGAUUAGUAGUAUUUAUUUUUAUAGACUUAUAGUUUUUAGUCGAAUUAUUUGUAAAAUAAAUAAAUGUUUUAAUAGUAUGUGAUUAAUAUUAUGUAUUAGU